AUGAUGAUGGGGGAGGAUGUUGAGGGUGGGAGCUUGGGUUCAUACCAAGAGAGGCCAAGGACUUUCCCCAAUAUGCGUAACAAAGCUUAUACCCCACUGAUCUUUCGGAUCCUCAUGGGGAUUAAUGUCCGUGUUCUGUUUAUACUUCUAUUAUUGACUAUGGGGCUGAUUUUUUACAUUGGAGCAUGCACUUCUGGAAUUAUUGUGUUUGUAUUCACAGUUUGCAUCAUCAGCUUCCUUAUGUCAGUAUAUCUUACUAAGUGGGUCCUCGCAAAGGAUGAAGGGCCUCCUGAAAUGGCUCAGAUAUCAGAUGCCAUACGCGAUGGAGCUGAAGGUUUCUUCAGGACACAGUAUGGAACUAUAUCGAAGAUGGCGAUACUACUUGCUAUGGUGAUCCUCUGCAUAUACUUGUUCCGUAGUACAACUCCUGAACAGGAAGCUUCUGGCGUAGGGAGGUCAGUAACUGCAUUCAUCACUGUUGUUUCGUUCCUCUUAGGAGCACUUUGUUCAGGUGCUGCGGGUUAUGUUGGAAUGUGGGUGUCAGUUCGUGCAAAUGUUAGGGUCUCUAGUGCUGCAAGACGGUCAGCAAGGGAGGCACUGCAGAUUGCUGUUCGUGCUGGUGGGUUUUCUGCGAUGGUGGUUGUUGGAAUGGCCGUUAUUGGAAUAGCCAUCCUUUAUGCCACAUUCUAUGUCUGGUUGGGAGUGGAUACCCCUGGGUCAAUGAAGGUCACAGAAUUGCCUCUUCUGCUUGUUGGAUAUGGUUUUGGAGCCUCCUUUGUCGCUCUCUUUGCCCAACUAGGCGGUGGAAUAUUCACAAAGGCUGCUGACGUUGGCGCUGACCUUGUUGGAAAAGUGGAGCGUGGAAUUCCUGAAGAUGAUCCUAGAAACCCUGCAGUCAUUGCAGAUCUGGUUGGAGAUAAUGUUGGUGAUUGUGCUGCUCGUGGAGCCGAUCUGUUUGAAAGUAUAGCAGCUGAAAUAAUUAGUGCCAUGAUACUUGGUGGGACAAUGUCAAAACGUUGCAAAUUAGAAGAUCCAUCUGGCUUCAUCUUAUUUCCUCUCGUUGUUCAUUCAUUUGAUCUGGUUAUAUCUUCAAUUGGAGUACUCUCAAUUAGGGGUACACGCAAUGCUAGUGUGAAGUCUCCUAUGGAGGAUCCGAUGGCAAUCCUUCAGAAAGGAUACUCUAUUACGAUAGUUUUGGCUGUCCUGACAUUUGGUGCGUCAACCCGUUGGAUGCUUUAUACAGAACAAGCACCUUCAGCAUGGUUUAACUUUGCCUUGUGUGGGCUGGUUGGCAUUAUGACUGCCUAUGCUUUUGUCUGGAUCACCAAGUACUAUACUGACUACAAAUAUGAGCCCGUACGCUCCUUAGCUCUUGCUAGUUCCACAGGUCAUGGAACUAACAUAAUUGCAGGAGUUAGUUUGGGCCUGGAAUCAACAGCUCUUCCUGUUCUUGUCAUCAGCGUAGCAAUUGUUUCCGCCUUUUGGCUUGGUCAGACCUCAGGUUUGGUGGAUGAAUCUGGGAACCCUAUUGGUGGAUUGUUCGGUACAGCUGUGGCAACGAUGGGAAUGCUCAGCACUGCUGGAUAUGUUCUAACCAUGGAUAUGUUUGGCCCUAUAGCUGAUAAUGCUGGUGGAAUCGUGGAGAUGAGCCAGCAGCCAGAAAGUGUGAGAGAGAUCACUGAUCUGCUCGAUGCUGUUGGAAAUACGACAAAAGCCACAACAAAAGGAUUUGCCAUCGGAUCAGCUGCACUUGCUUCUUUCCUCUUGUUUAGUGCUUAUAUGGAUGAGGUUUCUACUUUCUCCCAAGAGGCUUUGACUCAGGUUGACAUUGCCAUUCCAGAAGUUUUUGUUGGAGGGUUGUUAGGGUCGAUGCUUAUUUUCUUGUUCAGUGCAUGGGCUUGCUCAGCAGUUGGCCGAACAGCUCAGGAGGUUGUUAAUGAAGUCAGAAGGCAAUUCAUUGAGAGGCCAGGAAUCAUGGAGUACAAGGAGAAGCCAGAUUACGGUCGCUGCGUCGCAAUCGUGGCAUCUGCAUCUCUGAGAGAAAUGAUAAAACCUGGUGCUUUGGCUAUUAUAUCUCCUAUGGUAGUUGGUGUUGUGUUCCGGAUCCUGGGGUAUUACACAGGACAACCACUUCUGGGAGCUAAAGUCGUGGCUGCAAUGCUGAUGUUUGCAACGGUGUCCGGUAUUCUCAUGGCUCUGUUCCUCAACACAGCUGGUGGCGCAUGGGACAACGCUAAGAAGUACAUCGAGACCGGAGUUCUUGGAGGCAAAGGGAGUGAGUGUCACAAAGCCGCAGUCACAGGGGACACCGUCGGAGAUCCUUUCAAAGAUACAGCGGGGCCAUCUCUUCACGUCCUCAUAAAAAUGCUGGCGACGAUCACCCUGGUCAUGGCUCCCAUCUUUCUGUGA
This is a messenger RNA of Linum trigynum, 2409 nucleotides long. The record is from the annotation of a GenBank genome assembly. NCBI's taxonomy places the organism in Eukaryota, Viridiplantae, Streptophyta, Magnoliopsida, Malpighiales, Linaceae.